This is a messenger RNA of Hemicordylus capensis (graceful crag lizard), 13471 nucleotides long. RefSeq names its product remodeling and spacing factor 1 (gene RSF1). The record is from RefSeq and is a predicted model, not a curated record. The transcript is spliced from 16 exons. Gene Ontology annotation, biological process: regulation of DNA-templated transcription. Gene Ontology annotation, cellular component: RSF complex. Lineage: Eukaryota; Metazoa; Chordata; Lepidosauria; Squamata; Cordylidae. Bases 119 to 4546 code for a protein of 1475 amino acids.
GAGAGCCACGGAGAGGGGGGUUCCUAGAGCUUCUUCCGCGAGGGGGGGCGCUCCUUCCCUUUCCGCGCGCGGUCUCGCCUCGCCGUCGCCUCCUCCGAGGGGCCGCCGCCCGCGUUGCAUGGCGGGACGGCGCAGCCGGGAGGAGCGCCCGCCCCACAGCUCCCCCUGCCGGCCCUCCCGCGCGCUCUCCUCUCCCCCCGCCCCGUUCCCUUCUCCUUCUCCAUCCAUCCUCUCAGGUUCCAAGAUGGCGGCUGCGGCGGCGGCGGCGGCGGCUCCCCCAUCCCCUCCUCUCCUUGCCGCCCCGCCGUCGGAAGGCCCGUCUUGCCCCGGCUCGUGGCCCAACUUCGCCGUCGUCUGCUCCUUCCUGGAGAGAUACGGCGGCCUCCUCGACCUGCCCGAGCUGCCCUUCCCGGAGCUGGAGCGAGUCCUGCAGCCUCCGCAGGAGCCCGGCGACCAGGUUCCAAGAGAGCUGGUAGAACUUCAUUUGAAACUGAUGAGAAAGAUCGGGAAGUCUGUCACAGCAGACCGAUGGGAAAAAUACUUGAUCAAGAUGUGUCAAGAAUUCAACAGCACCUGGGCAUGGGAGAUGGAGAAGAAAGGAUACCUGGAAAUGAGCACUGAAUGCAAGUUGGGAAUAUUGAAGUACCUUUGUGAGUGCCAGUUUGAUGACAAUCUAAAAUUUAAGAACAUCAUUAACGAGGAAGAUGCCGAUGCUAUGCGCCUUCAGCCAAUUGGCAAAGACAAAGAUGGCCUGACAUACUGGUACCAGCUGGAUCAAGAACAUAACAUUAGGAUGUAUGUGGAAGAGCAGGAUGAUCAGGAUGGAUCUUCGUGGAAGUGUAUUGUCAGAAGCCGAAAUGAACUGGCUGAAACACUUGAACUCCUGAAAGCACAAAUUGAUCCUGCACUUUUGAAAAACCAGCAACAGGAUAGCUGCUUACAAGAGAGCCCAAAUACUGAAGAUGAAUCCAAAAUGGAGGAAGAAAUAUCAGCUCAAGAAAACAAAUUAAAAGAAAAAGAAAAAAAGGAGGAGAUUAAACAAGAACAGCCAAAGGAAUCAGAAAAUGUUCCACCUUCCACAAUUUCAGGAGAGGAAAACAAGAUCAAAUUAGAAAAAGUGGAGGAGAGGGAAAUCAUAAAGCUACCUGUGAUAGUAAAGCUAGAGAAAGAGAUAGUAAAGCCUUUGGAAAACCAUGGGGAAGUGCAAAUUACCAAAGAAGAAAGUGACUCUUUUAAAGAAAACGUUAAACCUGUUAAAGCAGAGGUGAAGGAAAAUAAGUUAGAGCCAAAAGACUUAAAAGAUGUAAAUAGCAACACAGAUAGAACCGUUCACGAACCCGAGAGGAUAGAGUUCUGCGUCAGUGUCAAAACUCCCCAGGAAGUUGCAGAGAGAACUGCAGAAGAAAGUGAGAAACUUAAAAACGACCAGCAGGCUAAGAUUCCCCUGAAAAAGCGAGAGAUUAAGCUGGCUGAUGAUUAUGACAGCCCAUUAAAAGGGCCCUUGCGAAAAUGUAUUACCCCAACAAAAGAGGUCUUGAAGGAAGAAGAGAAACAAGAGGAAGAGGCCUUUAAAAGAGUCCCUACAAUUACGGAUGGGAAAUUCCUUGUAAAUGGGGAGGUUAGCAGUGAGAGAAUCAUGCCAAAUAACAAGUUGGAACAUUCUCCCAGCACAAUGGAAGACCCCAUCAGCUUGCCGAAGGAAAAAAAUGGCAUAAGCGGAGAGAAAGUACUAGAGGCUGUUAGCACAAUAGUAAGAACAAGCGAUGUUGAGAGACAUAUUUUGCAUACAGGGAAAGAAGUUGCUGGUGUGAUUUCUGAGGUUUCUCACCAGAAAGUGCCUUUAAAGGAGGAUACCAGUCCUGCAGGAAAGGAGAGCUUGCUUGACAGUAGGACUUCAGAGGUUAUCGUAGAAGCACCUUCCAAAAUGGACAAAUGUCUCAAGAAACCUGAAGAACCUGUUAAAGCAAAAGAUGGUCCGCCCCCUCCCAAGGAAUGUCUUGAUAAGUCCAGUAAGCCACCUUCCCCGAAGGAGCUGGUUACUCCAAAAGAUGGUGGGUGUUUGAAAAGUAAGGAUCAGCCACAGGAGAAACGUGACUUACCAAGAGCAGCUGCAACUCCAUCCCCUGCUUCAGCUCUUCCAUCAGAUGAUUCUGUUUCUGAAAAAGAAGACUUGGACUCCAAAAGCACACUCCCUGAAAAAAGUAAAGUGCACGAGGAGCAGGGUUCUGAACCACAGAAGGACUCUGCCAUCGCUGAGAGCGAAACACCCAAACUAGGCAACGCCCAAAGUUCUGUGGAGGAACCCCUAGAGACGAAAAAAGAGCCUGUGAAAAGCAAGUGUAAAUAUAAGUUGAUUUCUGAAGAAGAUAGCGCUCUAACAGAAAACAGGGAAAUUACCUCUGAGAGGCAGAAAGAUGGGAUCAAGCUCACAAUCAGGAUCUCUAGUAGAAAGAAAACAGAUCCUCUUCCUGAUCCUCCUCCUCCCCCCAAGACUCAGAAUGCAGAGGCUGAAAAGGAGGAGGUGGUCCCCAAUGUUGGCCGCAUUUUAAGGAGGUCUCCCCGGAUAUCGAAACCUACUCCCAAGAUUGUGGAGACGCGGGAUCAGAAACCUGAGAAGAAGCGAAGCGAGGAAGAGGAAGAGAAACCAGCUGCAGUGCAAAAGCAGGACAAGAAAGAGGAGCCAAAAAAGCAAGAGAAAGAGAUGAAUUCUAAGUCCAGCAAGGCUUCACAGCGAAAUAAAAUUCGAUGGGCUGGAACACGAACCCGUGGCAAGUGGAGAUACUCAAGCAAUGAUGAAAGUGAGGAGUCGGAGAGUGAAGACGACUCUGAGGAGGAUGAAGAGGAGGAGGAGGAGGAUGAAGAGGAGGAGGAACCUGCACCUGCUGAUGAUGAUGAGCCGUGCAAGAAGUGUGGUCUCCCCAAUCAUCCGGAGCUAAUUCUCUUGUGCGACUCUUGUGACAGCGGCUACCACACAGCGUGUCUUCGGCCUCCACUAAUGAUCAUUCCCGACGGAGAGUGGUUCUGCCCACCUUGCCAACAUAAACUACUGUGUGAGAAGUUAGAAGAACAGCUGCAGGACCUGGAUGUUAUCUUGAAAAAGAAAGAACGUGCAGAGCGAAGGAAAGAACGCCUUGUAUAUGUGGGUAUUAGUAUCGAGAACAUCAUUCCUCCACAAGAGCCAGAAAUACCUGAAGGUGUGGAAGAAAAGAAGAAAGAUUCCAAAAAAUCCAAGGCAAAGCUGCUUGAAAGGAGGUCAACUAGGCAACGGAAGUGCAUAAGCUACAGGUUUGAUGAGUUUGAUGAAGCAAUUGAUGAAGCAAUAGAGGAUGACAUCAAGGAGGCUGAUGGAGGGGGUGGUGGUAGAGGGAAGGACAUGGCUAACAUCACAGGGCAUCGUGGGAAGGACAUUUCCACCAUCCUGGAGGAAGAAAGGAAAGAAAGCAAGCGGCCUCCAAGGGCUGCUACAGUUCGCCGCAAGAAACGGCGGCGGCUGAACGACCUGGACAGUGACAGCAACCUCGACGAGGAAGAGAGCGAGGAUGAGUUCAGAAUCAGCGAAGGAUCCCAGGAUGAGUUUGUUGCAUCAGAUGACAACCUAGAUGAAAGUGAAGAGGAUCAGCCAUCAAAUGAUGACAGUGACACGGAGUUUACCAGGCGGAGGCCCAGGCGACAUCAUUCUAGGCCAAUGAGGCAAAGCAGGCGGCUACGGAGAAAAACAGUCAAGAAAAGGUACUCGGAAGACGACGAAGAGGAGGACUCCGAGGACAAUAUCAGUGGAGAAUCUGAAAGUGAUAUUUCUUCAGAUUACAGCGACGAAGAUUACCUGGAAACCAGGCGGAGAAGAUCUCGGCGGAAUCAGAAGAGACAAGUCAACUAUAAGGAAGAUUCUGAAAGUGAGGGCUCUCAGAAGAGCUUCCGAUAUGGGAAAGAGCUGAGAAGAGUCCACAAGCGCAGGCUUUCCAGUUCAGACAGCGAAGAGAGCUACCUGGCUAAGAACUCUGAAGAUGACAAAACAGCCAAGGUGUCAAAGAGGUCAGUUCGGAAACGCAGCCACAGUACGGACGAUUAUUCGGAAGGGGAGGAUGGAGAUGAGGAAGGGCGGCCCAUCCGAAAGCGCCUGAAUCGGAUCGAAACAGAUGACGAAGACAACUGUGGCAAUACCAACGAUGAUGCAGGCAAGCCCGUGCCAGCUAGUAAGCCCUUGGCACCCCAUGCUCCUCAAGACGUCACCAAGAAGCCCUGCUACCGGAUAGAAAGUGACGACGACGAUGACUUUGACAAUGUUGGGAAGGUAGAAAGCCCGUUGGACUACAGCCUAGUGGAUUUGCCAUCUACCAAUGGGCAAAGCCCUGGGAAAACUAUUGAGAACUUGAUUGGCAAGCCCAGCGAGAAGACUCCUGCCCCCAAGGACAGCACAGCCAAUGCCAACUUGGCAUCCAAUGGGACAAGUGGUGGCCAGGAGGCAGUAGGGCCGGAGGAAGAUGAGGAUGAACUCUUGCGAGUGACUGACCUCGUUGAUUACGUCUGUAACAGUGAACAGUUAUAAGACUUCCAUUUUUGUCCUAAUUUAUUCCACGGUAGCUCAUACCAGCGGGCCAGUUAUUAAAAGGUGUUUUAUUUUUCCUAGAAAACUCUCCACUACAGUAUCAAUUUUUAGCAGUCAAAAUGUCACCAGUCCUGCAGUUUUGGGUUUGGUUUUUUCUCGUCCUCCCGUGAAGUGACCAGUUUUUUUGGAACUCUUCUGAAGAUUGUUGCUCAAGAUCCCCUGUUCUGAUUCUCUUCUUCCCAACCCCUUCAUCCAGUUCCUGAGUAACUUCAUCCACAUGCAGACCUUGUAGUAAACGAGAGAUUUGUAUAUUUUUGACUUUAUAUUUCAUGAGUGCACACACAAAUUUGUGGGAAAAGAAAUGGGGUGGUUGUAUGAAAGCAUUCCGAGUUGGUCAGGGCCCAAAAUCUGAAUCGGGUGGGGAGGGGUCUGGAAAUAGAGGAAAGGGAGUGGGUGGGGUUAAAAUAGCACUUGUGCUCCAACCUUUUCAUAUGAGAUAUAUAUUGUAUUUAAAUGUUCACAACUUAGAUUACAAUUUAACAUGCAGUUUUAAGGAAACAAAAUUAAUAUCUUUACUGUUGCAUUUUGUGACUUGUAGGUUAACUUACAUAGUUCAUUUUAGUAAUCGCCUUCCUGAAAAACAGCCUUGAUAGACCCUGAAGAUUACCACAGCAGACAGAGGAAACACCAUGGGAAGAAAAGUUUUCACGUCGUCUUUUGAUUCGCAGUUCCCCCUAAUAAACAUCUUUUUAAAGUGUUUGUACAGUAAGAAGUGUAAACUAUAUCAUGAGCUUUUGACCAUUUGAAACCAUGCUAGCGGUGAGUUUGUAAACAAGACUUUUAAAAAAAUGUGUUAAAUCCAUCUGAUGGUCUUCAGUACAACACCUGUCAGGAGGAGGAAAUAUCAUUUUAGUUGUGAAGGGGCCAGGUUUUGCAGUACAUGAUUUUCAGCAGAUGACAUAACUCCUGGAAAGAGAUAAGUGGCUGCUUUGGAAGCUCCUUUUGCUGCUCUUAGCAUCUACUUCAAAUUGAAGUACAUAGAAUGGAGCAGUUUUCCUUCUUUGAGGUUUCUAUUGGGGAAGUGUGUGUGCGUGAGUGUGAUUUUAUCUGUCUGGAUGUUCUUGCAGAUUUUGACUCUAGCUGUUGGCCUGUGGGCCACUCCAUGUUUUUAAUAUGCGUUUUAAUCUAUGUCACAUGACCAACUGAUUUUUCAAAGGAGACGUUUCUGGAGAAAAGUGCUUGACCCCAAAGUAUUCCCACUCUCGGAGACAGACAACAUAGCCCUGGUUGUGAGUGGAUGUCCCUGACUCCAAAAUAGCUGCAUUGACCCCUAAUAGCCAGUCAAACAAGAAUGUGGGUUAAAGUGCCAUUGGGUUUUCCACUUCUUUGGGAAACCCAACUGCGUUCUUUAAGAAUUUGAUAUGCUUCUUUUUUCUUUGUAUGCCAUGUACACUGGUACACAUGGCCUGAAAAGCUUUGAAAUCUGAAAUGGUCACAUACCUCUCCUCCCCCCCUCCCGCUGGGAUUUGGACUAUAUGUUCUGGUGCUAGGCCCGUUGCUGGCAACGGCAGCACCAUGACUUGCUGCUGGCAUUGAGGCAAGCGUUCUCCCUCCCUAGCCUACCCAUUCUCACAUGGCUGUGUUGCAUUUUAAAAGGAAUUUGUCAUUAGGUAAGCACUUCUGAUUUGUUUGUUUUAAGAGUAAUCAAAGCUGGCAUUAGGUCUGUGCUAAAUACCUCUCAAGAAAAAGAGAUUCCCCAAAUCUUUCUGGUCUUAAAAUCCUUCCUUAAUACCCACUUAGUGCAGUAGGAACCACAUGGAUUAAUAGUGCUCAUCUAUAUUUUGGCAAAGUACAUAAUCUCCACAUUCAGAAUUUGAGAACCCAUACGCCAUAAAAUGGUUGGCUUCCCCAAGUGGUAUUUUUGCAUCGUUUAAAGCAGAGACCCCUGGUUGAAAAACAUACUUUUGUUAGCAAGGAUCUAUUCUCAUCACACAGCAGAGUUUAAAAGCCACAGAAAUUUAAAACCUGCUCUUUAACAUGCCGUUUUGUUUCUCCUGCUGCUGAAACAAAAUGUGUUGGAAUGCAGCAUGCAUCUUUGGAGUUUGCAGUAACACGGGUCAUCUGGUUAAUUUCCACUCAAGCAAGGUAAAAUAUGCUUUUGUGUUUAAUUUAAUAUUUAGAAGACAUGGGUGCUGCAAAAUAUAGGCAGGGAUAGCUCCUUACUGAGAAGGAAGGUAAAGGGUUUCUAGACCUGCUUCCAAAAGAAGCAAGUGUUGCAUCCCUGGCUACUCUGCUAGCUGGCAAGUAGUUUUUAGCCAGGGACAUGUUCUGAACUGGGCAAGGAUGAAAGGACUAGCAGCAUAAGCUCUGGCCAUUAGCCAGGUCCCAUAUGAGUCGAGAUGGGAGUCUUCAACUCCCUUGACACCAGUGGAAAAUCCAGUAGGUGUUGUGUCUGAGUGGGAAUUGGGGGAGCUAACUUAGAAAUGCUUUAAAACUAUUCUGUCAGGCUUUUGCCUGACAGAUGAGAUGUGUUUUUGAGGCAUGUUCAGCAUCUGCUUAGAAAUACCUUGCUCCUUAAGUAGGCACUCUUCUGGAGAUCAUGAUAAAUAAAGUGUGCAGUGUUCAGCACUCCUGAAGAAAUAGUAGUUGGAGAUAACAGAGUGGUAGGGAGCUGGGGUCUGGCAGGUGGGAUUGUGCUGAGGGAAACUGACCCAAGCCUCAGGAGCAUGCUGGUCAUUUCCUGGUCCAGCUACUGUAUUGUACAAGACACUGUUGACUUUUCUUGUGCAAAAACGUUUUGAAGUCUCCUGAAUUGCUGGGGUUUUAAAAACUGAUUUUUAAAAGUAAUCAUAGCAUCAGUGCUACAUCUAACCUUGGUCCUUGCCUAGACUUAGCUCAGAUUUAAUUAAGUCAGGCGUUCUCAAGCAUGGGUCACCGGAAGCUAUUGGACUACACUUCCCAUCAUCUCUAGCCACAAUGGCCUUUGGCCAUUGUGAUGGGGAUGAUGGGAGUUGCAGUCCAACAACAUCUGGGGACCCAAGUUUGAGAACCCCUGAAUUAAGUGGAAAUCGGGAUGGAGAAGAAUCUGUCUUCACCGGGCCAAAAAUAACUGGCUUUUCAGUGACCAAGAUGUCCUCUGCUUGCUUCAUUUUGCAGAUUCUGGUUCUGGUUGCCAAGUGGUGAGCAAACCUCAAUUGCUUUCCCUCCUCCCAUCCUCCACACCCCCAGUUCAAACAUCCUUUUUGCAAAAAGCCAGGGUGGAAACUUGUAGGUUUGGGCAACUUAACUUGUGCCCCAACUGACAUCCUUUAGUUUCUCUCUUUUAGGAGCACAGUUGUCCUGUGCUCCCAAAUUAUGACUUUGUCUAAUUCUAAUUCCACUAUUACUCCCAGAGACAAAGUAGUAUGUUUUCAGAGAUCACUGGAGAAUUUGAAUGUCUACAGUGGUUUUCAGAUGUUGCUGAGCUUACAGAGCAAAACAUACUCUUCAUUUUGAGUAGGAGAUGGUGUCUCUUUCAUACCUUUGUAUUGUUGGAAGAUCAAGCUGUCCUUUUGAGCAUGUUAAGACAGGAGUUCUCAAACUUGGGUCCCCAGAUUAUGUUGGACUACAACUCCCACCAUCUUCUGCCGCAGUUUUCGAAGGAUGAUGGGACUUGUAGUCCAACAUCAUCUGGGGACUCAAGUUUGAGAAUUGCUGAGUUAAUACAAACAGUGAAUUGGAAACAAAUGAUCUCAUGUUAAACACAGAAGGUAGAAGUGCAACCAAGGGCAGAUCAGGGCCAAAGUAGACAAAACUUUGCUUACAGAUCUGUGGCCUGAAAUCCCUGGUGUCUUUUUUGCUUGACUGCUAAAAUCAUUCAGGAGAUGCAAGUUAGACUGGGCUGGAAUAGUGUGUGUGUUGCAGGGAGGGGUUUAUCCCUCCCACAUCCAUUCAUCUCUGCUUUGAAGCUGCUUUUAGCCACAGAGAUGGGGGUUACCCCUGUCUCUCUUCUUCCUCCUCCCCUGCUAAUAGCAAUGGGGAAACUGUGCAAGGGGGAAAGGUUAAACCCCCAGCACUGUGACUCAGAUGCCACACACCCUGCCUCUCCAUGGUUGCUUGACAUCUGGCUGGGAAAAGUCAUCUGGUGAUCCUGUCAUGCAGCUUUCACAUGAUGACUAGCUGUUUAAAUAACACAUUAUGUCUAGUUAUUUAUUUAAAUAAAUACCCUUGGAAUUUGAAGAUAGGAGAGGAACCACGCUGUAUGGAAAUGUAUCUCUUUAUUUGGGCAUUUUUAUGUUGCUUUUCGCUAAUAAAACCACCUAAUCACAGUCAAUUAAAAAGCCAAUGCAAACAUUGUUUAAAAACAAUAAUGUAAACAAACAGAACAGCCAAAAACAUCAUUGGAGAUAGUCCAUCAGUCAACAAAAUAAAAUGCCAGACAAAAACAACCACUUUUUAGUAGCUGCUGAAAGACCAAAAGGGAUGGAGCAGCUCAGACCUCCCAGGGGAGGAAAUUUCGAAGCCUGGGCACCACUCCUAAAAAGGCCCUGUCAUAUGUGCUCAGCAGCUUAACUUCUGGUGGUACUGGCACACAGGGCAGAACACCUCCCAUAGAUCUUAGUAGGUGGGAGACAGGUCCUAAGGUAUCCUGUACCCUGGCAGGCCCUAAGGUAUCCUGUACCCUCCACAAAAAGAGGAGUUCAGGUAACUUUCUCCUGUUGUACAGUGAAUUCAGAAGUCGCUCUAGAGAAAUUUGUCUUGCACAGAGAGAGAGAGAGGACAAGACUCUUCAGGUUUGGGGAGAACAGAAGAUGCAAGGUAGAUAUUUUUAUGGUUGCUGUAAUAUGGCAGCUAAAUGUAUGUAGAUGUGGGAUGAAGUUCCAUAGGGAGUUAACCAGGGUGUGAUUACAAAAAUCUCCCUGCAGUGACUAGGGAUGUGCAUGAACCUGUUCGGAGGCCCUUUUAUGGGCCUCCAAACAGGUUUGAACACUGGCCAGUUCGGAGGCUCGAAAGUGGGGUGUGUGUGUCUCGCUUUAAGGGCAGGGGAGGGUGCACUUACCCCUCCCCCCCCGCCGCCGGUGCUCUGUUUUGGUAAAAGCCUUUAGGGCAGCAGUGUACCUCCCUGCUGCCCCUUCCUCCUCUUUGGCCAGAAGUGGCCGGAAGUAGCCGGUGCACAUUAUGUGCAGCAUGCGCCCGUACCCCGGAUACUUCUGGCUGAAGAAGUACAUUGCAGCCCUGAAGGCUUUUACCAAGACCGAGUGCCAGUGGCAGGAGGGAAGUGCCCCCUCCCUAAAAGCGAGAGACACACACACACACACCCGUCGUGCCUCCCCCACCCGGUUCUGUGCACAUCCCUAGCAGUGCCCUCUCUGAGUCUGACUGGGUGGCCAUUGCUGAACAUGCAUCUUCAGCGUGUCACCUUCACUUAGGUGGAAGAGCUAACAGAAGCCUACUGUACCAUUGCUGUUCUCUCACUGAAAAUCUUUCUGUCCAAGCCCAACUCACAUAAUUUAAAUAAAUGAAAUAUUCAUGAUUCAUGGAGCGAUGGCCACUGGAUCAUCUGUAACUUUUUAAAAAGCAAGGUCUGCCCUCUGUUUCCGAGCAUUUGCACCUCAUCCAUUCCAAAUGAAACACUAAUUCAUCCAUUUUACUAAUUCUUUAUGGAAUUGUGCCUCUCCAGUUGAAUAUGGAAAGAGCAUAAUCCUGACCAUUUCCUGCUUCUUUCUCCUCUUCCCAACCCCCGUUUCAUCAGCUAGUGAGCACUUUCAUUGAGAUCCACUACCAGAGGUUUUGCACAUAGUCAGUGAGCGAGGAGACGCCCGUGUGUCUGCUUGGAGGAUUCUGGCAGUGGUGGCGAACCUGAGGUUCCCGAGAGAGGCUGUGCUUGGAACAAAGACAGAGCAUACCCCCAAAGUGGAACAAUAAUCCACCACAGAGUAAAACGUUCUUGAUUCCUGUUGAAAGCAGUUGGACUUAAAGCAUAUCUAUGAGCUGGAUUCUGCCUUCUGUGUGUGUGUGUGUGUGUGUGUGUGUGUGUGUGUGUGUGUGUGUGUGUGUGUGCGCGCGUGCGCCUGUGUGGUAGGCACUUAAUAGCACUUUGUAUAUAGUCAUUUUCACUGUGUUCUCUUCCCAUAAUCUAAUCUGCACUUGUUAUUGAGGCUGGUAGUUCUGCACAGACAAAUGCCAAUUAGAUUAUUGGCCUGGGUGGAUGGAGGGGACUGUUUGACAGCUUGAUUUCAAUUCCCAAAUGGCAGUGUCCCUUACAGAUUUCUCGCGUGACAUGUUACCUUCCUGUCUCCUAACGUAAGGGGUGUGUGUGUGUGUGCGUGUGCACACGUGUGCAUGUGUGCAUACAUGCUUGGAAAUGCUGAGAAAAGUUGUUUCAUCGAGGAUCCUGAGUGUAUAGGGGUAUUGUGUAGGGAGCAUUGGUGGACAUCUGAUGGUGAAGAACUGGUGGGGUUUUAAAGAACUGUUUUAAACUAUUUUUGAAAAACUGGCUUUUAAAAACUCCAUGUCGAGUAGUGAGGUUAGUUUACCAAAGCAUAUCAGACUCUUGGGAAGGAGCAAUGCUGUGCCCCAGAAAUGCACAAUAGGCCUAGUGGUUAGCUCACCACUUUAGCAGUGAGAAGCAAUUGUCUUUCUUAUUCAGUAGCACUGACCUACUGAAGUUAGAUGUGAGAGCUUCUAUUGGAACUGGCUUUGCAUCUGCCUCUUUCUUUUUCCUCUUUCUUACUAAACAUAGGCUUCAAAUGCUGUCAGCAUCUUAUGGUACUUUCGCCCCUAACUUUUACCAAAACUUAUUUGUGUUGAGCAGGGGUGGAAAGCUGUUGUUUCCCACAGCAGAUUUUCUGAAAGAGACAAACCAGCUCAGGUGGAUGAUGGUACUGGUGUGCCAUUUGUUGUCUUUGAUGAUGUCUGGAACUCCUGUACAACUAUCUGCUAGAAGAACUGUUGUUUUGCUUGUGUGUUCAAAAAAAUAGACAGACCCCCAAACACCCUUUUGUAUGAGUCACAAUCCUCUUGACUGGCAAUUUUCAAUGUUGGGUCCCCAGAUGUUGUUGGAUUACAACUCCCAUCAUCCCCAGUGGCCUCUGGCCAUUGUGAUUGGGGGUGAUAGAAGUUGUAGUCCAACAAUAUCUUGAAUUUGUAGUCCAGCAAUAGCACUGAGGACCCUUAGCCUAGGCAUUGCUGUUGCUUAACCUACCUUGAUUUCAGUGGAGAUUGUGCUAGAAGCAGCAUUUGAUGAGUUGCAUUCUUGGAGCUGUUUCAUGUGCUUGCUUUGCCCGACCCUCCUCCCAUAGGAGAUGAACAGGCCUACAUGCCCCUCUCCACUGUGCGUGUAAUAUCAACAUGUGGUGCAGGUGCUCCACUGUACGCUGGAAGAGAGGUCCAAUCUGGGCAGUCUCUUUCACUCCUGAGGAGGAAGAAUUGCACAGAUCAAGCCUCUGCAAGUGUGUGUGUGUGUGUGUGCGUGUGUGCGCGCGCGCGCGCACGUGAGGAAGCAUCCACUCUCUGUCACAGGAGAAGGCUUGUCGCCUGGCUAAGCGUGUGAAAUGGCUCACAGUCUCCUUAACCACACAGGAACACUGCUGUGGCUCAUUCCCCCGUCUCUAAAUAAGCGGUUUUUGCACAUCUAACAACAAGCUAGAUGUGUGAAGGCUGAGGUUCUGUAGCUUGUAGAGCCAUUUUAUAUAUAUUGAGCAGCCUGGCGAGAUCCAUCGGAGUGUAGGAAUGCUAAUGGUCGCGUUCCAAAGUCUUAAGAUUAACAACCCUCUGAAUGGGACCUUCAUUGGUGUUUCAGAUUCCUUCCUAUGCCCCCAUUACAAUUAUUCUUUAAAAAUCUUGAACUGGAUAUGCAGUUUGGUGGCUCCCUUCUCCAACAGUGCUCUGAUCCUGAGAAGUGGCAGCAUCCCGUCUCUUCAGGAGCAGAGAAGCAACUUCAGCAAGCUUAUCUUCUUCCAACUCUUCACUGCUCACAGUUGCCUCAGUGAUGGCAACUGAUGGCAAUAAGCAUACCCCCCGUUUAUGCUUAUUUAAUCUUUGUUGGUUCAUUCUUUUUGAAAGCUGACGCAUUGAUAAGAUUCUGGAAAGCUUUGGUCAAUCCCCAUUUCUUAAAAAUCCUUGCAUAUUUUGUAUCCUGAAAUCAUGAGUUGGCUACAGUUUGAAAAUAAAAGGACUCUGUGGGUUUUAUGUGCUGUUUUUACAUUUAAGGCUGCUUCAUACAUGAUAUUUUAGAUCAUCUCCAGGUAGGAAAUAAGUACAUAGUCACUGUAGAAGUUGAUGCUGUUUCUGUCUCUUGUUUGGUCUAGGCAGACUGGGAAGCUGACCAGUGUUUUCCGGUCUGCUCACCCUGAACAGAAUCCACCUACUGCAUCUGAAGUGAUGGUGUACAGAUAUUUCCUGUGCGGAUAUUAUUUCCACGUUUUUAAGAAAAUGUUGCAUAUGAAGUGAGCAUUAGAGGGCAGGGGAGAGAGAACUGGAAGUGUCUUCAUUGUUGUACAUAAAUUUGGGGUUGCUUUCUCACUUAUCUCUUUCCGUUUCCCCCCACACCAAGAAACUCACUUGCAUGGAAAUUUUUUAACUUGAAAUGGAGAGUCCUAGUGCCCUCAGCGCUCAAAGUGAUUAACUGCAGUUGACUAACAGCUGGUGUUUUUAGCUUUGCAGUAAAUGACUGUUUAAAUACUGUAUUCCUUGUAAAUGAAGUUUUAAAAAAAAUGUUACGGCUGGUGCCAAUAUUUUUGUUAAUGAAAUGUUCAAUGUCGUCUCACUAUGGUCUGGUCAAAGCUCUUUGUGUAUAAGCUGGGCCUGCAGCCUUUUUAUAGCUUGGAGGCCUAAUUGUGUAACUUUUUUCUUUCAUAAUGUUUUUUUGUUUAUAAUAUUUACUGUCAUUUCUUUCAUAUAAAUAUGACAUGUAAAUUGUCAUAAUAAAAAAACCCAUUUAAAUAA